AUGGAGGGUUUUGUGCUGUUCCUUGUGAUAUCCAUGGAAGUUCUCGGCGCCGCUGCCGCAAAGAAGAUAGGACUCGCCGGUAGCCCUCCGCCUUAUCUGGCGCUGGCAUGGAGCUCCAGCCUUGUGGUCUCCACCGCACUCACCAUUGGUGGUGUGAGCUACGCUUCCGGCGGAGCUGGCAUCCUCGACUCCACUAACGCGGGCAACAACAUCCCGUUGUCGAAGCGGGUGCAGUACUUCAACGCCACCAGGUCGAAGAUGAUCGCCGCGGUGGGCUCCGGUGCGGUGAACACUCUGCUCUCCAGGUCCGUCGUGCUCAUCGGCGCUGACGGCAACGACCAGCUGGGCGCGUUCUACAGGUCACCUCCGGAGCAGCAGAGCGACGUCGCCACGUUCUACGGCAGCCUCAUAAUAAUUUGGCUAGCUAGCUGCACGGAUCAAAUAAAUCAUGUUGCAGGAUCUGUACACGCCAUCACCAACUUGGGGCUAGUCGGGUGCCUGCCGGUUAACGGGGUGCUCGACACGGCGGGCGCGUGCUCAGACUUGCGGAACCAGCUCGGCGCCGGCUUCAACGACGCCGUCCGGAACAUGCUCGCCGACCUCGCCGUCAGGCUGCCGGGAUUCCGCUACUCCCUGGGCGAUGCCUCGGGCCUCAUGGUGGACACCUUCGCCGACCCACCGGCGUCAGGGUUCACGGACGUCGCUGGCGAGUGCUGCGGCGGCGAUCAGCGGGUGGACUGCUCGCCCAACUCCACCGUCUGCGCCAACCGCGACCACUACUACUUCUGGGACGCGGUGCACAUUUCCCAGGAGGCCGCCAAGCAAUGGGCUGAGGCCUUCUACGACGGCCCGGCCAAGUACACCACGCCCAUCAACUUCAAGCAGCUGGUCUGGUCCACAUGA
Setaria italica (foxtail millet) is the source of this 903-nucleotide messenger RNA. Its product is annotated as GDSL esterase/lipase At5g37690. Lineage: Eukaryota; Viridiplantae; Streptophyta; Magnoliopsida; Poales; Poaceae. The transcript is spliced from 4 exons. Bases 1 to 903 code for a protein of 300 amino acids. The record is from RefSeq and is a predicted model, not a curated record. Gene Ontology annotation, molecular function: hydrolase activity, acting on ester bonds.